AGUACGAACGGAGCCAGGGUCAUAACCAUGGCGGUGACCAAGGAGCUCUUACAGAUGGACCUGUACGCGCUGCUAGGGAUCGAGGAGAAGGCGGCGGACAAAGAGGUGAAGAAGGCAUACAGACAGAAGGCCCUCUCCUGCCACCCAGACAAAAAUCCGGAUAAUCCCAGAGCAGCUGAACUCUUUCACCAGCUUUCUCAGGCCUUAGAGGUGCUGACUGAUGCUGCAGCCAGGGCUGCAUAUGACAAGGUCAGGAAAGCCAAGAGGCAGGCAGCAGAGAGGACCCAGAAACUUACAGAGAGAAGGAAGAAGGUGAAGCUUGACCUGGAGGCCCGGGAGCGGGAGGCGCAGGCCCACGGGAAUGAGGAGGAGGAGGAGACAAGGAGCACCAGGACACUGGAGCAAGAGAUCGAACGCCUGCGAGAGGAAGGUUCCCGGCAGCUGGAGGAACAGCAGAGGCUGAUCCAGGAGCAGAUACGCCAGGAGCGGGAACAGAGAUUGCGAGGAAAGGCAGAGAAUACUGAAGGCAAAGCAACCCCCAAACUAAAGCUAAAAUGGAAGUGCAGGAAGGAGGACGAGUCAAAAGGUGGCUACUCCAGAGAUGUCCUCCUGCGGCUUCUUCAGAAGUAUGGUGAGGUUCUCAACCUGGUGCUUUCCAAGAAGAAGGCAGGCUCUGCAGUGGUGGAGUUCGCGACCGUUAAGGCUGCGGAGCUGGCUGUCCAGAAUGAGGUGGGCCUGGUCGAUAACCCUCUGAAGAUCUCCUGGUUGGAAGGACAGCCCCAGGGCACGGUGGACCCCAGCCACCCAGGACUGUCACAGGGCUCAGUGCUGUCCGAGAGGGACUAUGAGAGCCUCGUCAUGAUGCGCAUGCGCCAGGCAGCCGAACGGCAGCAGCUGAUCGCCCGGAUGGAGCAAGAGGACAAGGAGGGGCCACCCACGUAGCCCCGGGCUCCAGCCCCUCCCACCGUGCAUCUCUUUUCUUAAACAUCACCAAUAAACUUUGUUUUUU
Molecule: messenger RNA, 1009 nt
Organism: Trichechus manatus latirostris (Florida manatee)
Lineage: Eukaryota; Metazoa; Chordata; Mammalia; Sirenia; Trichechidae
Gene: DNAJC17
Product: DnaJ heat shock protein family (Hsp40) member C17
Exons: 11
Coding region: 28-942 (304 amino acids)
Biological process (GO): spliceosomal complex disassembly
Cellular component (GO): spliceosomal complex
Molecular function (GO): RNA binding
Source: RefSeq, a predicted model, not a curated record